Quercus robur (English oak) is the source of this 474-nucleotide messenger RNA. RefSeq lists its product as uncharacterized. Bases 1 to 474 code for a protein of 157 amino acids. The transcript has a single exon. NCBI's taxonomy places the organism in Eukaryota, Viridiplantae, Streptophyta, Magnoliopsida, Fagales, Fagaceae. The record is from RefSeq and is a predicted model, not a curated record.
AUGGUUCACAAUGUUGGUUUUGGUAGAGUUGGAAUAGUGGGGAUAGACGGAAAUGUGGGCAAUGGUGGUAGCAAAGGUGGUAGCGUUGGCUUUGGCAAUGUUGGCAUUGGAGGAAGUAAAGGUGGCAGCGUUGGCUUUGGCAACAUUGGCAAUGGAGGCAACAAAGGUGGCAGUGUUGACUUUGGCAAUGUUGGUAGCAAAGGUGGUAGCGUUGGCAACUUUGACAAUGGAGAUAGUAAAGGUGGUAGUGUUGGUUUCGGCAAUAUUGGCAAUGGAAGCAACAAAGGUGGUAGUGUUGGCUUUGGCAACUUUGGCAAUGGUGGCAGCAAAGGUGAUAGCGUUGGCUUUGGCAACGUUGUCAAUGAAGGUAAAGGUGGUAGUGUUGGAUUUGGCAACGUUGGCAAUGAUGGAAAAGGUGGCAAUGUUGGGAUAGGCAAUGUAGGUAUGACUGACAAGCUUGGUACAUUGGGUUGA